AACAUAAUACGACACCGCUAGAUGGCGGUGUGUCAAGUGAUUCGUACAGUUUAUAGUUUACCAGUGUGUAUCGUUUCUCUUGAUCUUGAGGCAAGUUGUGAUUUUCGUACGCAAUUUUGUGGUCUGUUGCUUUGAGUGAGUAUCUCACGGCGAGCAGAGAGGUUUGAUUCACAUGUGAAAAAGAGAUAAAUCCGUAAAUCCCGUUGUCGUCGCCGUUGACAGCGACGACACACGACGAAGACGACCGUGGGAAAACUCGAAAAUGUUCCCACGCUCCUGCUGCGCAAGUGUGCGUGACACGUACGUGUGAAAUUCCACCGUGAGGCUGCGUGGAAGGGUGAGAGUGUGGGAUCCUGAGAGCGGUGGUGGCGGAGGAAAGGAUGAGUGCUCAGGGGCAAGAGCAUGGGCACGCGGUGGUCGUGUGGGAGUGGGAGAACCGUCACGGACGGUGGCGACCGUACAGUCCAGCUGUGUCGCAACAUCUUGAGCGGGCCCAUUGCAAGAAGCUUACCCGUGUCUUCCUUCACGAUGCAGAUCCCACCCUCGACAGGAACCGAUGUUAUUACAUUAGAUAUUAUAUAAAUCUCAAAACCAAGACACAAUGCAGCGACGAUGGCGACGAGACAUACAAUGUAAGGAGGAAGUUUUACCUGCCAGGCUCACCAGCUGGCAAAGGUGCCAAGUGGGAGUGGGCAGGUGACUCGGAUGAUUGGCACACUUAUGAUAUGGAAGUGCAAUGUCUAAUAGAAGAAGCUUGGGCGAGAGGUGAGAAGACCAUCGAUGUGUCCAAGACUUAUCUGGGUUUCCCUUAUAUUAUCAACUUCUGUAAUCUGACCCAAGUGAGGUGUUGUACUGGCUAUGUAAGGCCCAUACGACGCAUACAGCAAGCACCUUAUCCUCUAGUCAAAGUUGCUCUGGAGGAACUGCAAAUCACUUCUGGCGGUAGGAGAUCCACGUCGGUUACUGUUAAAAGUUCAACUGUUAAAGUCACGCAUAAGAAAUCGUCCAGUGGAAGCACAAAGAAGGGUAGCAAAAAGGGUAAAAACGGAGAGAACGGACCGUCGAACAUUGCGCGCGUUAUCUUGAGCAACUUCAACAUUUUUGGCAAUAAACAUGGAAUCGAGAAUAACAAUCCGACGAACGUGGAGUCCGGUCAAAAGAGAAAAACCUGGGACGCAGUCUUGGAUGUAGAUUCCAGUAGCACCAAGAGUGGUCGCAGGCCAAGUGUAGACACCGUGUCGACGUAUCUGAGUCACGAGAAUCCGGUGGAUUUGCUGGACAGCAGCGUGGGAAGCGACGACGCGUUCAAAGAUCCUGUUCUCGGAGUGGACGUUGCGUCAGACGUGAUAUCUCAGUACGUGAAAGUAGUCGAGAGCGACGGCUCCGACUCGUGUCCGGUGUGCUUAGGCGCUCCCGAGCCACUGACGGUAGAACUGACGCGAUGCAGGCACAGAUUACACUUGGCGUGUCUGAACGCGAUGCUCAGCUGUCAGCAGCCUCCCAUGUACAUACAGUGCCCGGUCUGCCGUAUGAUCUACGGCGAGAAAAGAGGCAAUCAACCACCCGGAUCGAUGAACUGGACGCGGAUACCGCGUGCGUUGCCGGGUUUCCCGAACAGCAAUACUAUACAAAUUACUUAUGACAUUCCAUCCGGGAUUCAAACUAACGAGCAUCCUAAUCCUGGCCAGGCUUACUACGCAGUGGGCUUUCCACGAGUGUGUUACCUGCCGGAUAACAGUCUCGGUCGUCGAGUGUUGAGAUUGCUGCAGAUCGCGUUUGAGCGCAGGUUGAUUUUCACGAUCGGCCGAUCGGUGACCACUGGCCGCGAGGACGUCGUCACCUGGAACGAGAUCCAUCAUAAGACUGAAUUAGGCCCGUCUACUUCCGGCCAUGGUUACCCCGAUAUGAGUUACCUCGAAAGAACGCUCGCAGAACUGGCGGCGCAGGGUGUGACUGACGGACAGUCGCAAUAUCAACAAUUGCANCCCCCCCCCCCCUCCUUCAUCUUGCAUUAUUCUUGUGAUUAA
Dinoponera quadriceps is the source of this 2027-nucleotide messenger RNA. RefSeq names its product protein deltex (gene dx). Lineage: Eukaryota; Metazoa; Arthropoda; Insecta; Hymenoptera; Formicidae. Gene Ontology annotation, molecular function: ubiquitin protein ligase activity; zinc ion binding. The record is from RefSeq and is a predicted model, not a curated record. Gene Ontology annotation, cellular component: nucleoplasm. The coding region runs from base 381 to 2027 and encodes 548 amino acids. Gene Ontology annotation, biological process: Notch signaling pathway; protein ubiquitination. The transcript is spliced from 6 exons.